AUGAUUUGCAAAAAUGCCAACCGUUUAGCCAACGAGGAGCGUCUCGUCUCGGUCAAGGGUCGAAACGGCCGAUAUCGUGACCGCUCCACAUUGGUUGACGAGGGGGGUUAUAGUGUGACAAUAUGCGACAAUCCGAUCGCUAGUGCCGCGCCAACGCCUUGCUUGGAGUUCGCCGAAAUAGCCAAAAGCCUUGGCGCCUGGGACUCUGUGAGGGCUAAAUGCGCCUUCUGCCAGUGUCGGGGCUGUUGCCAGUGCGUGAAGGGUGCCUACCAGCUCAGGGCCGAGAGCACAGAGCAGAGGCGUCGCUCCAUGCGUGAGUUCGACCGCCGCGUGAAGGCGGACUACAAACCAAUGAGGAUUAUGUACAAC
Messenger RNA from Iphiclides podalirius (scarce swallowtail), 369 nucleotides. NCBI's taxonomy places the organism in Eukaryota, Metazoa, Arthropoda, Insecta, Lepidoptera, Papilionidae. The record is from the annotation of a GenBank genome assembly.